Myzus persicae (green peach aphid) is the source of this 846-nucleotide messenger RNA. RefSeq lists its product as uncharacterized. The record is from RefSeq and is a predicted model, not a curated record. The transcript has 2 exons. Bases 444 to 755 code for a protein of 103 amino acids. Lineage: Eukaryota; Metazoa; Arthropoda; Insecta; Hemiptera; Aphididae.
UAGUAUGGUUGCCCGACGACCUAUGAUAAGAUCGUUUUAAACUGGAAACCAAAUUAAAUAACCAGAACAGCUGGAAAAUUGACCACUAGCGCUUGCGACAUGAUGUGUGCCAAUAUAGAAGCAGAAUUUACGAGCUUAUUAUUUUUUCCCGCGCUUUACUAAUAUCAAAUAUGUACCUAUUACCACAGUAAUACAGAAUAAAUCUAUUAUGUGAUAUUAUUCUCAAUUCUCAUAGAUCCCUAUAAAAACCACGAUUUAAAUAAUGAUAAAUAUUCCACUAUACAAUUAUAAUAACUAUCUAUUAUCUUAGUAAAUAGAUUUAUCGUCCAUGAUAAAUACAAAUUUACAUCUUGACAAGAUAUAACAAAAAUGUUAUUAUUCAUAAAGUUUUAAUAUAUUAUGCUUAAUUUUGUUGAAAUUAUUUAAUUGUUUGUCGUGUUGUAAUGUCGUGUUGUAUACCUAAUUGUCCUUCACAUGACAAAUAUGCAAAGAUUAGUUCCUUCAAAGUUCCAUUGAAUAUUGUCUUACGGUCUGAAUGGGAAAAUGUCUUGGGUAUUCCUUUAAGUAAUAAUUCUCGUGUUUGUCGUAACCAUUUUAAGACACAUGAUGUAAUAGACACAUGGGAAUCUGGAAAUGGAAUAAAUAAAUACACGGUGUGUCUAAAAAGACCUAGACUUAGAGAUGGAGCUAUUCCAGUGAAUUUAUAUAUUGUUAACAAUAAUGAGUCGAAUAUUUUGGUAAGAAUUUAUAACUAAAUAACGUUAUGAUAAGUUAAAUAAUAAUAUAACAACAUAAACUCUAAGCAUUUUUGUACCUAGUACCUAAACCUAACUAAUUUAUACAAUA